Brassica oleracea var. oleracea is the source of this 861-nucleotide messenger RNA. RefSeq lists its product as uncharacterized. The transcript has 2 exons. Bases 563 to 748 code for a protein of 61 amino acids. The record is from RefSeq and is a predicted model, not a curated record. Lineage: Eukaryota; Viridiplantae; Streptophyta; Magnoliopsida; Brassicales; Brassicaceae.
AAUAUUUAAUUAUUGUUUUGACGACAACGUAAAUAUUUAAUAAAACUAGAAAAUUAGUGAAUUGAAUAACAAUAGAAUUUAAACUGACAUGAAAAUCUCAGAUAUAGAUAAAGCUGAGAUAACACAACAAGACAAUGUAUAAUGAAGUGAAAGAAGAUUAUACAUAUAUGGUCUAUGACAAGGUUCAAGUAGAAGUACAACUGGACGAACAAUUGAGAAUAUGAUCUUGGAAAUUGUGGUUAUGGUUCUCUGUCUAGCUCUAAGCCUCUUGAAUCUACUACCAGUGUUGCCAUAACCCAUACACGAAAUCAUCAAUCAAACCUAAGAAAACAAAAUCAAUCCUUCUUUUUACAUGGCAGUGGAGGCAUUUGCAUCCUUAACUUUUCAGCUAACUCUUCCAUGUGCAAUCGCAAUUGGCAAACUGCGCAACAGCCUUCUUUUACAGCCUAUUACAGCAGAAAGUUAAAAUGGGCCCGUUCCCAAAUAUUGGCCCAGGCCCAUUAGACUCUCCCGCAAUUAAACCUCAUUGACCGGAAAAUACCGCCGAAUAAUAACAGGAAAGAUGCAGACAUCCUUCUCGUUGAUCCAGACGGUGGCAAUCUCCGGCGUAUUCUCCGCCGUCUCUUGCUGGUAUGGAUUCAUGUUCGGUAGAGAAUCGGCCAGAAAAGAGCUCGGCGGCUUGAUCGAAGAACUCCGUCGCGGAGAUCCAGAAUCUUCUUCUCUUCGAUUCGGAGAAAGAAUCUCUUAGUUUUGAUUUCGAUUGUUCCAUAUAUGUUUUCCAGAAUGUUGAUGAUAGUUUCUUGCACUCUGGUCUGAGCAAUUAUUGUAUAAACUAUGUGUUAUCAAAUCGUUUCGAGUUAA